UAAGCGUCUUUUUAGGAUAAAAAGUAAUAAAAAAAGUAAGUCUAGUUUAUUUCUUACUUAUGAAUUUAUGUUCGUAUAUCCGGGUCAAUGAAAUAGAUUGCACUUGUGGAAGGUCAUUUGAAUUUACAGUUACAAAAGACCAGUUGUAUUAAACAAUUUGAUCGAUUCAUCAGGUUUUAUUCAAGAUGAAGUGGUUAUUAUUUAGCAGUGCAUUUUUAAUAUACAGUUCCAUUAUUUUGUGUCAGGAUAUUGUAUUUCCAAAUGAUGAAGAAUUAACUCAUGUCAGUGGAAAUAAACCAAUGAUAACAGAGCGUAUUCCUGUGUCAAUACCAGGUCAUUGUCCUGAGAACAUGCUCCUUUAUCCUAGUGAUGGAAACAAGCUUACUUGGGUGUGCGAUUGUAGGCCAAGAUUUUUGUACUUUCCUUUAAAUGAUACAUGUUAUGAAGCUUAUAAACAAGGACCUUGUCCUCCACAACAUUAUGUCAUUCUUCCUGAAGGAGAAGCGGUUCCACAAUGCGUUAAGAAUCCAUGUUUGGAAGAUGGUUUAGUUAAAUACAAUAAUGUAUGUUAUCCUCUUAGAACAAUUGGUGGUCCUUGUGCGCCUGCUGUUAUAGGUGUUAAUGCUACUAAUUUUAAACUGGAAUGUAUACCGACCGAUAUUGCACCUUUUAUUAUAAUAAAUGUCCCUGACCGAGGAGGUUGUCCUCCAGGCAGUCGUAGAACCACUUUUGGUGUAUGUAAACCAAAAGUUUGAGCUGUAUUUUGUAUAAUUUAUUUAAUUUUAAAUAUUUAACUAAUGCGUAAGAAUAAAAAUAUUGAACAAAAUAACUUUAUUGUAAGAAGGUAAAAGGUAUUUAAUAAAUAACUGUGAAUUUUA
Polistes canadensis is the source of this 878-nucleotide messenger RNA. RefSeq lists its product as uncharacterized. The transcript is spliced from 2 exons. Bases 186 to 755 code for a protein of 189 amino acids. The record is from RefSeq and is a predicted model, not a curated record. Lineage: Eukaryota; Metazoa; Arthropoda; Insecta; Hymenoptera; Vespidae.